UGAAAAUUAAAAAUCAGCAUUUAAAAAGCAGCCAGAGGGAUCACAUCUGUCAGACUUUAGAUGACUGAGCGAUCUUGAAUCAACUUGGAAGAUGAAUUUCGCCAUUUUAAUGACUGUUUUGCUGUUCAGUGACUUUAUUUUGGCUCAAGAUGUUGGUAAUGCUAAUGAAACAGAAGAUCUAGUGAUAGAUCUUCGUGCAAUGUCAAAAAGAUUCAGAGCUAUGGAAUCCAAGCUGGAGGACAGUGAAACCAGGCUGAAGGACAGUGAAACCCAGAUUCUGGAAUUGAAGAAUAAAGAAAGUACCAAGGUGAUUUUCAGUGCAGCAACAGGAGGAGGAGAUAAAGGCAUCGGACCGUUCAACACAGACACAACUUUAAUCUACAGAACAGUGAUAUCAAACAUUGGUAAUGCCUACAGUCCAUCCACAGGUAUCUUCGUUGCACCUGUUGCAGGUGUUUAUUACUUCACCAUCUUCUAUCAUUCUGGAGGACAAUAUGAGGGACAUCUGUCAAUACACAAUAACAAUAAUGUGAUAGUCACAGCCAGUGAUCACAGUUCAUCAUCUGACACAGCUGAUAAUGGAGGAAACGCCGUGUUCCUGCAGCUGCAGCAAGGAGACCAGGUCUAUGUGCGCAUGAAAGUUAAUUCAUGGGUUUGGGGAAAUGACCACGCUACAACCUUCAGUGGUUUUCUAGUCACUCAAAUGUGAUGAUCUGUACACUGUAUAUCUGUUCAUUCCUGCUUGAAUAUGGAUGUAAAAGUCUCAGAUCACUACAGUAAAUAAUGUUUUAAUCUGAUGAAUCAGAAGGCUGUUAGUCUUCUUUAAUCAUUGCUUCAUUUAGCUCUUUAUGCUGCAAAGCUGACAGUUUGGCUGGAAAAUUAAUGAAAAGUAGAUGCCCCCAACACAUUUACAUUUACAGAGUGAGAAAUAAAAAUGCAAACAAGAAGUAA
Messenger RNA from Sebastes umbrosus (honeycomb rockfish), 951 nucleotides. RefSeq names its product complement C1q-like protein 3. The record is from RefSeq and is a predicted model, not a curated record. Bases 92 to 709 code for a protein of 205 amino acids. Gene Ontology annotation, molecular function: protein binding. NCBI's taxonomy places the organism in Eukaryota, Metazoa, Chordata, Actinopteri, Perciformes, Sebastidae. The transcript has 3 exons.